AUGUUGAGACAAUUGGCCACCAGAAACGCUACCAAGUCCGUCAGAGCUUUCUCUAUCUCUAGAAGAGCCAUGGUGGAGGGCCCAAGCAGAACCGACUCGUUCAAGGACAGGGAGAACGCCCAGGAGGGUGCCUACAUUAAGAAGCACGAGGCUGAACAAUUGAAGAAGUUGAAGGAGAGAUUGGAAGAGCAGAAGAAGGUUGUCGACAAGCUCGAGAAGGACCUCAAGAACUUCAAGAACUAA
Candidozyma auris is the source of this 243-nucleotide messenger RNA. RefSeq lists its product as uncharacterized. NCBI's taxonomy places the organism in Eukaryota, Fungi, Ascomycota, Pichiomycetes, Serinales, Metschnikowiaceae. The transcript has a single exon. Gene Ontology annotation, cellular component: mitochondrion. Gene Ontology annotation, biological process: negative regulation of ATP-dependent activity. The record is from RefSeq and is a predicted model, not a curated record. The coding region runs from base 1 to 243 and encodes 80 amino acids. Gene Ontology annotation, molecular function: ATPase inhibitor activity.